UCUUUUGAGGGAGCUGUACCUAAAAUUAACCUUGUGUUAUCACCUGCUGGUUCCUUUUUUAAAAAAAGUUUCAUAAGAACGUUCUUAUCAUCUGGUUUGCCACCACAGAACAAGGUCACCCUUAAAUGAAUGGAAAAACAAACAUGUGAAAUGAGAGCUUGGCACCUGUUUGAAAUCAAUUCUUCAGCGUUUAAGGAGUGAACCCAUCUUACUCAGUCCUCUCUGUCCACUGGCUGCAGGGCCACCAAGCUCUGUUGUGGUUGGGAUAUUUCUAUGGGAACCAGUGACCGAGGGAAGAGGGAAGGAGGAUCCUGUCUAAGCAGCACAGGGGGCGUGUUAGCUUCACUGCUCUCCUGCUCAAUUUAAACCACCUGCGUCUAUCAAAAAUCCACAGAUGUGCCACACUUGACAUGAGAGAACCUCCAUCUGCUGUCAGGAGAGCCUCAGUGAUUUUUCCACAACACCCUGGAGCUAUCAGCCCGUCCUGUUUGGGAUAAUUCUGUGAUUUAUUCCCUUCUUCUGAAGAGUGUUUUCUAAUUUCCCAUGUGGGUGGUGGAGAAGAUCCGUUUGUCAGUGGAGAGAUCUAACCUGCCCAUUCUACCAGCAGAACUUAGCUUAAAUAUUAGUGACAUCAUGUUUGGUGAGAAGCCCAAAAGGAUUUUUCUCUGUCCAAACGUCAUCACCCCUGACAACAUCCCAGAGUUUUGCAUCCCACCAACCAUCCCAUCACUACAGGAGAUGAAGAAUCUGGAGCACAGGCGAGCCAUUUGUGCCCCCCGGGUCUCUCAAUCUGAGAGGACGAGCCCUGAGACUGAGGUGACGCCUCAGGAGCAACGAAACCCACACAUCAUCCAGGUGGAGAGUGUGGAUGAAAGCCCAUAUGAUGGCUGCAGUGAUGAGGAGACCACCAACGCAGACCCUCAGAGCCAGGCUGCACUGUCUCUUCCACACCUGGCUAAAGCCCAGACUUGUUACGGUUUUUGCACUUUACUGGAGAGCCCCCACACCAGGAGAAAAGAGUCUCUCUUCCAUGCCGACCCUGGCUCCUCACCCCUGCUGCUGCCCAAAAGUCGGUCCAGCGUGUUCUCCAAGGUCUCUCCCUCCACCUCACCUUCCUCCUCUCCUUCUUCCCUCGGCCUUAACACCAUCACCUCCAGACUUUCCCCAAGAAGUUACACCAUGAGCUGGCAGACAGCUCUGGACAGUGACACGACGUCUUCGACUGAAUCUUCUCCCUUCAGCUCCCCUCUGCUGACACGAUGCCCCGGCAAGUCUUCCCUCUUUAAAGCACUGAGUCAUGAACUGCUGUUGUCCAGGAACUUAAGGAAAGCAAUGGUGUCUCGGAAUAAUUCUUUAUCAACAGAUGAGGGCAGCUCCACGGACAACAGUCCAAAUGUGAUGAGAAGGGUAUCAGAGGGGGUUAUUGAAGGCCUGCCCAGCACCUACACCCUGGCACCACCCACCAUCUUCCCAAUGGACUUGACUUUGCACAGGGAGCAAAAAGUAGGGAAGGAGAAGAAGGUGCCCAUAGGGAAAGACGGACCCCUGAGACUGUCGGCAGAGUACUGUGCAGAUAACCAGAGACUCCGUGUCCGGCUCAUCAGCACCGAGGGCCUCUAUCCUCUCUCUGUAGAUCCUAAGAUUAUUAACUGCAGCGUCAGUCUUUGUCUGCUUCCCGGAAAAGUCCAGAAGCAGCGGAGCACGGUAAUCAGAAAGAGCCGUAAUCCGAUCUUCAACGAGGAUUUCUUCUUCGAUGGAGUCUCAGAGGAUAAGCUGGGCCAGCAGUCCCUUCGACUUAAAGUGGUGAACAAAAUGUCCACCCUGAAAAGAGACUAUCUUCUCGGUGAUUGUGAUUUGCCUCUGUCUAGUAUCGUCCAAAUUUGAACCAAAGUACUUCCUUGGCUUUUUAUUUAUGAUUUCAAAUAUUUAUUUUCCUU
This is a messenger RNA of Cynoglossus semilaevis (tongue sole), 1937 nucleotides long. RefSeq names its product C2 calcium dependent domain containing 4A (gene c2cd4a). NCBI's taxonomy places the organism in Eukaryota, Metazoa, Chordata, Actinopteri, Pleuronectiformes, Cynoglossidae. The transcript is spliced from 2 exons. The coding region runs from base 544 to 1884 and encodes 446 amino acids. The record is from RefSeq and is a predicted model, not a curated record.